CGCAGUACUUUCACAAGUUUCGUAGCUUGAUCCUGAGAAAUACGGUGAAAAAGUAAUCUCAGAUCAGCCUGAAUAUACACCUACAUUGAAUCUAAUCAGCUUCGCUUGAAGGAGAGACAGGCAACUAACACUGACUGGGCCGCUUGGGGGUUGAUCAUUGUUUCUACCACUCGUCAACUUUGACAAAAUGGCGGCAAUCGAAUCAGUUGUGCCUCUUAGACGGGUUAAAAGAGUGCAGUUUGGCAUUCUGAGUCCUGAAGAGAUUAAACGUAUGUCUGUGACUGUCCCUGAAGGCAUCCGCUAUCCAUACACGAUGGAAGGGGGGCGUCCCAAAAUCGGGGGCCUGAUGGAUCCCAGACAGGGGGUGGUGGACAGGAGCUCCAAGUGUCAAACAUGCGCUGGAAACAUGACGAACUGCCCUGGGCACUUCGGGCAUAUUGAACUGGCAAAACCUGUGUAUCACAUUGGAUAUUUGACAAAGAUAAUCAAAGUGCUUCGUUGUGUAUGCUUCUAUUGCUCAAAGCUGCUGAUUGAUCCCAAUAAUGAGAAAGUAAAGGACAUUUUGAUGAAGACUCGCGGCUAUCCUCGCAAGCGACUGCAGCACACCUAUGACCUGUGUAAGGCCAAGAGUUUGUGUGAAGGAGGAGAUGUUAUGGAGAAGCAGUUUGACCCAAUGUCAGAACUUCCCCAGGACCCAGCACAACCUAAAUCCGCUGGGUGUGGUCGAUUCCAACCCAAAUAUCGCCGAGUCGGCAUUGAGCUGACAGCUGAGUGGUCGGACAAGAAGAGGAACGAUGACUCAAUGGAGAAGAAAAUUGUCCUCUCUGCCGAACGUGUGCUCGAGAUUUUCAAGAAUAUUCCCGAUGAGCUCUGCAACAUUCUAGGAAUGAACCCACAGUUUGCUCGUCCUGAUUGGAUGAUAGUCACCGUGGUUCCUGUACCCCCACUGGCUGUGAGGCCGGCUGUGGUCAUGCAUGGCUCGGCCAAAAAUCAGGAUGAUCUCACUCACAAACUGGCGGACAUUGUCAAAGCCAACCAGCAGCUGAUCAGAAAUGAACAGAACGGAGCAGCCUCUCACAUCAUUCAGGAAGAUAUCAAGAUGCUGCAAUUCCAUGUAGCCACAAUGGUCGACAACGAAAUCCCUGGGCUGCCAAGGGCUCUCCAACGUGGUGGCCGGCCCCUCAAGUCAGUGAAGCAGCGACUCAAGACCAAAGAGGGUCGUGUUCGUGGUAACCUGAUGGGGAAGAGAGUGGACUUCUCGGCUCGCGCUGUUAUCACCCCAGACCCCAACAUCGAGAUUGACCAGGUGGGCGUGCCUCGGACUAUCGCUCAAAAUCUCACCUUCCCAGAGGCUGUCACCCCCUUCAACAUAGACAGAAUGCACACUUUGGUACAGCGAGGUCACAACCAGUACCCUGGUGCAAAGUACAUCAUCCGCGACACAGGGGAGAGGAUUGACCUACGCUUCCACCCCAAGCCAUCAGAUCUUCACUUGCAGUACGGCUACAAGGUGGAGCGUCACCUGAUCGACGAUGACAUCAUCAUCUUCAAUCGUCAGCCCACUCUCCACAAGAUGUCCAUGAUGGGUCAUCGUGUCAAGAUCCUCCCUUGGUCCACCUUCCGACUCAACCUCAGUGUGACCACACCCUACAACGCUGACUUUGACGGAGAUGAGAUGAAUCUCCAUGUGCCCCAGAGUCUAGAAACUAAAGCUGAGAUCCAAGAGAUGGUCAUGGUCAACCGAAACAUCCUCACCCCCCAAUCCAACCGACCUGUGAUGGGCAUCGUACAGGACUCACUGACAGCUGCUACUAAGAUGUCAAAGAGAGAUGUGUUCAUAGAAAAGGAGGAUGUAAUGAACCUCCUGAUGUGGCUGCCCUCGUGGGAUGGCAAGAUGCCACAACCAGCCAUCCUCAAACCCAAGCCACUCUGGACUGGCAAGCAGAUGUUCACACUCACCAUCCCCGGCAACAUCAAUGUCGUUCGUACUCACUCCACUCACCCUGACGAUGAGGACGAUAGUCCGUACAGGUUCAUCUCCCCAGGGGACACAAAGGUGCUCAUAGAGCAUGGAGUGUUGAUCUCCGGGAUCCUGUCCAAGGAUACGUUGGGAAACAAGUCCGGGUCACUCAUGCACGUCGUUGCCAUGGAGUUCAGUCCGGAGGUGGCCAGGGACUUCUAUGGAAACAUUCAGAAACUAGUCAACAACUAUUUGCUCAUUGAGGGGCACAGUAUUGGUAUAGGAGACACCAUUGCUGACACGUAUACUUACAACGACAUUCAGAGAACCAUCAGACAAGCCAAGAGUGAUGUGAUAGAGGUGAUCAAGAAGGCCCACAACAACGAUUUAGAGCCCACCCCGGGAAACACCCUCAGGCAGACGUUUGAGAACCAGGUCAACCGGAUCUUGAAUGAGGCCAGAGACAAGACCGGCUCCAGUGCUCAAAAGAGUCUCUCAGACUUCAACAACUUCAAGGUCAUGGUCACAGCUGGCUCCAAGGGAUCCAAGAUCAACAUCUCACAGGUCAUUGCUUGUGUGGGCCAACAGAAUGUAGAGGGUAAAAGAAUCCCAUUCGGGUUCCGACAUCGGACUCUGCCACAUUUCAUCAAAGACGACUACGGUCCCGAGAGCAAAGGGUUUGUGGAGAACUCGUACCUCGCUGGACUCACUCCCAACGAGUUCUACUUCCACGCCAUGGGAGGCAGAGAGGGUCUCAUUGACACAGCUGUCAAGACCUCAGAGACAGGUUACAUUCAGCGUCGCCUCAUCAAAGCUAUGGAAGGGCUCAUGGUCCAGUACGAUGGCACCAUCCGCAACUCAAACCGUCAGCUCAUCCAGCUACGCUACGGCGAGGACGGGAUGGACGGUGCCUUCAUGGAGUUCCAACAGCUGCCUACAAUCAAGCCCCCCGAUUCCAAAUUUGAGCAAAAGUUCCGUUUCGAUUGCACCAAUCAGAGGCACCUGCGACAUUGCUUCAAGGAGGAUAUUGUGCGAGACCUUCUCACCUCGUCGACAGCACAGACUGAGCUGGAGAUGGAGUGGCAGCAACUGUGCGAGGACAGGGAAGCUAUCAGAGUCGUCUUCCCCACCGGGAACAGCAAGACUGCCCUGCCUGUCAACCUGAGACGUUUGAUCUGGAAUGCUCAGAAGAUCUUUCACAUAAACACACGAGGUCAAACGGACCUCCACCCGCUCAAGGUUGUCGAGGGUGUUCGAGAGCUGGCCGAUAAACUGAUCAUUGUACAAGGAAAUGAUGAACUCUCAAAACAGGCACAGAAAAACGCCACAAUGCUUUUUAAAGCUCUCCUUCGCUCAGUCCUCUGCACUAAGAAGAUGUCGGAAGAACACAAGCUCAACUUGGAGGCUUUCGAGUGGGUACUUGGCGAGAUUGAGGCCAAGUUCCAACAAGCACAAGUGCAGCCCGGGGAGAUGGUGGGAGCUCUUGCUGCUCAGUCACUCGGAGAGCCUGCCACUCAGAUGACACUUAACACGUUUCAUUUCGCUGGUGUCUCGGCCAAGAAUGUGACUCUGGGUGUGCCAAGACUCAAGGAAAUUAUCAAUGUGUCCAAGCGCCCCAAGACCCCCUCUCUCACCAUCUUCCUCAGAGGACAGGCCGCAAAGGAUGCUGAAAAGUGCAAGGAUGUGUUGUGUCGUAUUGAGUACACGACCCUACGCAAGGUGACUGCCAACACUGCCAUCUACUACGAUCCUGACCCUCAAAACACGGUCAUAACUGAGGACCAAGAGUUUGUCAACGUCUAUUAUGAAAUGCCCGACUUUGACACGUCACGAAUCUCCCCCUGGCUGCUUCGUCUCGAGCUUGACCGCAAGAGAAUGACUGACAAAAAGUUGACCAUGGAACAGAUUGCUGAGAAGAUUAGCUCUCACUUUGGAGAAGAUUUAAACUGCAUCUUCAACGAUGACAAUGCCGAGAAACUUGUGCUCCGAAUCAGACUCAUGUCCAAUGAUGACAAGAAUAAAUAUGAUGGGGGGGAGGAGGAGCAGCUAGACAAGAUGGAGGAUGACAACUUUCUCCGCUGCCUUGAGGCUAAUCUCCUAUCAGACAUGUCCCUGCAAGGCAUUGAGCAGAUCGCCAAGGUGUACAUGCACUACCCCACUCAAGACUCCAAGAAACGAAUCAGCAUCAAUGAAGAGGGAGAGUACAAAGCGCACCAGGAGUGGAUCCUUGAGACGGACGGGGUUAACCUGUUGAGGGUACUCAGUGAGCCUCUCGUGGAUCCUGUUAGAACCACUUCCAAUCACAUUGUCGAGAUUUUGUCUGUUCUAGGAAUUGAGGCCGUACGAAAAGCAGUUGAGAAAGAGCUUUAUCACGUCAUCUCUUUUGAUGGCUCCUAUGUGAACUAUCGGCACUUGGCGCUACUGUGUGACAUCAUGUGUUGCCGUGGUCACCUUAUGGCCGUAACUAGACAUGGAAUAAACAGACAGGAUGUUGGGCCACUCAUGAAGUGUUCCUUUGAGGAAACGGUUGAUGUGUUGAUGGAGGCCUCAGCUCAUGCAGAGGUAGACUACAUGCGAGGAGUGAGCGAGAACAUCAUGCUCGGGCAGAUUCACCACGGCGGAACAGGAGCGUUUGAUCUGCUACUCGACUCUGAGAAAUGCAAGCAAGCUAUGGAAGUAUCAGCCCCUCUCCCCGGUGCUAUGAUGAUGCCCAACUUUGGAGGUAGUGAUAUGGGACCAGGAGGUGGACAAACCCCAUCAAUGACCCCUUGGGCACCCGGGGGUGGCAGUACACCGUACCUCGAGGCCUGGACUCCUGGCAGUGGGAUGACACCCUCAUCUGGAGCCGCAUUCUCCCCAGCACCUACUGAUGCUAGUGGAUUCAGCCCGGGAUACAGUCCCAAUUGGAGCCCCUCUUCUCCUGGUCCGUUUACACCACAGAGCUCAAUGGGCGACUUCUCUCCAUCAAGCCCUCAAUACUCGCCUGCAUCUCCUGGUGGACCAGCCAGUCCUUCUUACAGUCCAGCAAGUCCAGGCUACUCACCAGCCUCUCCCAAAUAUUCGCCAGCAUCACCUGGAUACUCGCCAGCAAGCCCAUCGUAUUCCCCGGCAAGUCCUUCAUACAGUCCAGCGAGUCCAAGAUACUCACCGGCGUCACCAACAUACAGUCCAGCUAGUCCGAGCUACUCACCGGCGUCACCAUCUUAUUCGCCAUCAUCACCGAGUUAUAGCCCCUCCUCUCCAAGCUAUAGUCCCUCCUCACCGAGCUAUAGUCCAUCAUCACCGAGCUACAGUCCAUCAUCACCUAGCUACAGUCCUUCGAGCCCAAGCUAUUCUCCAUCGAGUCCGAGUUAUUCACCAUCAAGCCCCAGUUACUCACCCUCCUCUCCAAGCUACAGCCCAUCGUCACCAAGCUAUAGCCCGUCGAGUCCCAGUUAUUCUCCAUCGAGUCCCAGCUAUUCUCCAUCAAGCCCCAGUUACUCGCCUUCCUCACCGAGUUAUAGCCCCUCAUCGCCGAGCUAUAGUCCAUCCUCGCCAAGUUAUUCGCCUUCGAGUCCGAACUACUCGCCUUCGAGUCCGAGCUAUUCUCCGUCAUCACCAAACUACAGUCCAUCGAAUCCAUCGUAUGUUCCUUCGAGUCCCACCUACAAUCCCUCGUCCCCUGAGUACAGUCCAAGCUCACCAACGUAUUCUCCGUCAUCGCCAAAGUUCACGCCAAACUCGCCUCAGUAUAGCCCUGGAUCUCCCGUGUACAGUCCAAGCUCACCGAAAUUCACGCCAAGUUCUCCUCAGUACACGGCAAGCUCACCAAAAUACUCUCCCAGUUCACCCCAAUACUCGCCUAACUCUCCGACGUAUUCACCUGGUGGAAGCUCACCUCAGUACACACCAAGCUCGCCCCAGUACUCUCCCUCGAGCCCCACCUAUUCUCCCGGUGCUGGGUAUUCCCCUACUGAUCGAAUGGAUACUAGUGUGUCACCUCCAAGCGGUGGCGACUCAAACAAGUUCACCCUUGCCUAUUCCCCGCCCUCACCCACCUACACCCCCAAGACACCUGAGAGUGAAGACGACGAUGACUAGACUGAUUGUAAACUGAGUUAAUAACCGUGAAAAACUGGAUAAAAUAAUUAAUAAUUUUGUAAGAGACUUGAAUUUGUAACUCUGCAUGAACUUCAUUAAUUUUAUUUAUCAUGUUUUGUUUGGUGCAAAUUUAACUAACAUAAUACGUGCACAUGUACAAUGCAUCCCUCUUUAAAUGAAUUAUUAUUCUGCAAUUAA
This is a messenger RNA of Halichondria panicea, 6238 nucleotides long. RefSeq names its product DNA-directed RNA polymerase II subunit RPB1-like. The transcript is spliced from 18 exons. Gene Ontology annotation, biological process: transcription by RNA polymerase II. Lineage: Eukaryota; Metazoa; Porifera; Demospongiae; Suberitida; Halichondriidae. Gene Ontology annotation, molecular function: DNA binding. Gene Ontology annotation, cellular component: RNA polymerase II, core complex. The record is from RefSeq and is a predicted model, not a curated record. The coding region runs from base 188 to 6040 and encodes 1950 amino acids.